Molecule: messenger RNA, 1049 nt
Organism: Neohortaea acidophila
Lineage: Eukaryota; Fungi; Ascomycota; Dothideomycetes; Mycosphaerellales; Teratosphaeriaceae
Exons: 1
Coding region: 395-901 (168 amino acids)
Source: RefSeq, a predicted model, not a curated record
UGCUUUGAAUACGCGCACGCCCAAUCAGCCGGCCGCAAUUUGAUUGCAACAUCACGGAAUCACUCAUAUCAGCCCAAAAGGGAUAUCCGGCUCGCCGGAUUCCGCAUACCCGCGACGAUCGCCCGUCUUUUUCGCUAGCUUCAACUCUAUACACUUCAUCCAAUCUUAGAUUCCUCGGCGCACGUGUCGGCCACCCACCCACUCUUCAUUCUUCCGUGCUUGCGUGUCCUUCAGGCAUCUACUUCCCUCCGCCGCACACCCACCUGGAUUGACACACACCUCGCCGCCCUGGUCUGACGCGCCCGCAUCGUUGUGAGGAAAUCCCCCGCCGACACCACUAGCCUCGCGCAACGCCACACACAACCUCACGCCACAGCGCAAAGCAUCUUCCACCAUGGCAGCCAGCGCAACAGUCCCCUUCACAAUCACCUACACGGCCUCAGCAGGCGGACUGACGACCGCCACCGUGCUGGGCCAAGUGCUCAACAACGGGCAAACAAACUGGAUUCCCGCGAGCAACGGCGACGCAAUCUACCUCAACACCGCUUCCGCGGGCGGCGAAUCGGCGACCGUGUUCGGCGGCAACACUUACUACUUGUCCACUGGCGCGCCUGUCCCUGACCAGGUGACUGGCAUCACUGCUUCCGGGACGCCUGCUUCCUCCACUGGGUCUUCUGCCAGCGGUGGCAGUGGCGGGUCCUCGGCCUCCCCCGGUAUGGUGUCGACUUCUUACCAGAGUAUGUCUUCUGGAUCUGCUAUGACUAGCGCGUCGCCUACGGGCUCUUCUUCGUCGUCGUCACACCAUUCUGGCGCGGUGAGGAGUGUGGAGUUUAGCCAGCUGGGCGUGAGGAUGUUGUAUGCUUUUGCUGCGAUUGCGUUGAUCGGAGCCGUGGCUCUGUGAGAGUUUUCUUCUCAGAGAGAGUGAGUGUUAUUUGUAUGGUUUCGAGGAGACGUGACGAGAUAAUCUUGUUCUACACAUGUUGUUCUUCAAUACUCCUAGAUAUUUACCUUGGACUUACCACAUUUACUCAUUGACCAACUCAUCGAGG